This is a messenger RNA of Protomyces lactucae-debilis, 1417 nucleotides long. RefSeq lists its product as uncharacterized. The transcript has a single exon. Lineage: Eukaryota; Fungi; Ascomycota; Taphrinomycetes; Taphrinales; Protomycetaceae. Bases 284 to 1375 code for a protein of 363 amino acids. The record is from RefSeq and is a predicted model, not a curated record.
CGACAUCCCCCCGGGGGCUAUCGCUUACUGAGGAUCAUCAUCGAUGGAGUAGGACGAAAUUGCUCUCAUUCUUCAAGGCACCACUCGAAAGCAGUGGCAAUAAGUGUGAGCUCGAAAUUCAGGAUAUUUAAUUGUGUUGUAAUAACUUGGUGUUUCUUUAUCCCCCAUCUGAACCUUGAACUGACUUUGAACCACUGCGGCAAUCAAUCCAAGGCCUUGAUCUUAACAGCCAUGUGCCUGCCAGACGGUAUCCCAGCUCGAGCUGGUCAGCAAUGUACACUACAUGGACGCUGAGCAGUCAAUCGAGCCAAGUCUUAUCGACAAGCUGCCGCCAGAACUUCUCGACAAGAUCAUCGCCCAUCUCUUUCCAGGCAACGGCAAUUUCGGCCAUCUACUACGUGUCUGCACUGCAUUCUACUAUGCCGCUCUGCCACAUAUCUAUCAGGCGCCCAAGCUCACAUCCAAGAACAUUGCAGCCUUUGCAGCGACCCUCAGCCAUCGAAAAGCGGGCCCCCUCGGCGACUUGGUGCGAAGCUUGAAUUUGCGACAAGUGGUGCAUGGCGCAAAGACGAGCCAAAUCACGCGCCUAGUACGGCGCUCUGCUCGGAACUUGCGAGUCUUUAUGGCGCCACAGGUUGGCUUCAAUCAGUCUGCGUUUCGCGCAACGGGGCUAUGCACCCAGUUGCGCGUCUUGAAUGCUCAAGCAGUUUCUGAACGCGUCGAGCUGUCCUUCUUCCUUGCAGCGCUGAGCAAGCUUGAGCAGCUAGAAGUGGUGAGCUUCCCUAAAGCAAGCAAGCAUACCGACGGCACCCUCAUUGUGCAAUGGCCGCCCAAGCUACGGGAAGUAUGGCUGAGCGGAGCUGUUGACGACCACCUCUUGUCCUGCCCACUGCCAAGCACCGUGACACAUCUCAGCUUCCAGGCUUGUCCAGAAGUGACACUGCUUGGUGUCCUGUCCUUGUUUGAGAGACAAGGCGCGCAACUCACUCGACUUGCAACACUUUACCCGCUACCUUUACCCAGCGAUGCGCUCAACUUUGUAUUGCUACUCUGUCCAAAUCUACUUGACUAUGAGGGCUACAUUGAAUACUUCCAAACCGCCUUUUUCGAAAAUAUCCCAAUGCAUCAUCCGCUUGAGCGACUCUCGCUCGACUCGACAGGUGGACUGCUCGAUGACCGCAACAAGAUCUCGGCGCGGCAUGUCACAGCAGCAAUGGAGAGUGGCCGCCUUAGUCAGCUGAAUGAAGUGCAUUGGACAGUCCAGCUACGUUGGGGAGAUCAGUCUCCGGAGGUACUUGACUUGCUGGACAUGAUUGCUGGUGUGUCUGAUAUGGAUACUGACGAUGCCAGCGACACUGAGCCGGUCUCUGCCUAGUCACGCUGCAGCUGCUGCUGAGGUUUGUGCCCAAUUUCCAUC